CAGAUUUGGCAUCAGAGGUUGCGGUACGUUUAAUGUCUGCGCUUGAAUUUAAAAUUUAUGUUAUAAGCCAAGGAUAAAUCAAAAACAUUUAAGAGCGAAUUUGUUUUUCUAGUGUAUCACAUUUGUGGCGUUUCUCAACAUGUUCUCAAUUGUAAUUGAUAUUCAUCGUAAUAUCUUAUCAGCUCAGUGUUGUGUCAAGUAUACUGUUAAAAAUUCAGUCUAUAGAAUGGAAAUCGAAGUAAAUUCUUAUAGUUUACUUAUUUCACUUUUUGACGAUUCUUUAUUAUGCAAACAAAUAAAUAUAGUUACCCCUUCGAACUUUUUUAUUCCAAUGACAUUUAAUUGCUUAGAGCAACAAAAAAAUUCCACUGUUAAAGUAGAAACUGAAGAUGGAGCAGUGUGUGUAAAGAGUAGCUUUAAAUUGCAAGAUAUUUUACAAGACGAUAUUUCUAAUAGCGAUCUAGUUUUAGAAGCAGCGUUUCGUUUGCAAAUUUCAUCUGAUGUUGUUCUUAAAGCUAUCGCUUUGGAUUCCGAUCUAAGCCCAAGCAUAUUAGAAUAUUUCAAAAAGGAAGUUAUACCGAAUGUACCAUAUAACAUUUUGUGUACUAACUGCAAUACUGUUUUAUCUUCUCAGCCUUUGACAUUCAAAAGCAUUGAAGAAUUUCCUGGUGAAUACUCAGAAUUAUCUGAAACCUGGUUUUGCCAUAAGCAUCCUGAAAAUCAUGGCACUGUCUUAUCUAAUGUUUUGUAUAUUUCUCAGAUGUAUUUUCAUUUGCAGAAUUCAACAGUAGAUAGGUUAUAUUCCAAAAAGGAUCAUGAAGAAUAUAAAUGUCUUAAAUGUUCUUCAAUUUGCACAGAACAUGGAAUUAAGAGUAAUUCAGAAUUUACGAAAUUUUUUAAUGAUAAAAUAAAAUUUCAUGCUGUAGCCUCAUCAACACAUUCAGUUGUUAACUACAGAAAUGAAAUUCCAACCUUUUCAAUUGUAAAACAUAUUGAAAGUACUUUGAAAUCAUCAUUCUCUUGCAAAUUGUAUCUUCAGAAUAAAGUUGCUAAUGAAGAUAGUUCUCUUCUAUUAUGGGUUACUUCUCAAACAGUAGCUCAGUUCUGUUUAAAAGGUACUUCAGAUACCAAUAAAUACAGUAAAUCUUCAGAUACUGAUAAAUGCAGUAAAUCACCAAACACAACAAAUUUAGUAUCUGAAGUAUUUUUAAAAACAAAAGAAAUGUACAAAGUGCUUUAUUGUAUUUGUUCACCAUCAUGUGACACAGUACACUCAUGGAAACAUGACUUUAAUGUGGAUUUUUACAUGGUUAGUGAUAAUGCAUUUGAAAAUAUUUGUCAAUUACUAAAAGAAAGUACAAAAUAUAUUCAAAACACACAGAUACCUCUUAAUGGUUUUUCUCUUGGUUAUAUUCCUGUGCAUACUUAGUGUUAUAUAAAUAAUGCUUUUAUUCAUUACACUGAAAUGUGUUUUAUUUAAAAUUUAAGUAAUUUGUUAUACUGCUGUUAGAAGUGUAAAUAAACUCAUGUUAAAUUUUA
Stegodyphus dumicola is the source of this 1539-nucleotide messenger RNA. RefSeq lists its product as uncharacterized. Lineage: Eukaryota; Metazoa; Arthropoda; Arachnida; Araneae; Eresidae. The record is from RefSeq and is a predicted model, not a curated record.